UUUAGUUUUGUCUCACAUUUGCUGUUUUGUUUAUUUCAUCUGCUUUUAACUUUGUAAACAAGUGUUCAAUAUUUCAUAAUCUUCUGAUUCUCGUAGAGGUUUGAUAAUAACAUUAAUUAACUGUGAUUUGAAGAGCGGAUUAAUUAAAAGUUAUGGUAGACAUUCUGAAGAAUGUUCGGCAUCAACAUGCUUCAACCAACACCGUGUAUCAUUGUUUAUAUGAUUAUUAUUACCUUGGAGUGACCAAAAAUACCCUUUCUAAAAUUUAUGCGAAGCACCGGACGACAAUCUCAUUCUGGAUCCGGAAAUAUGAGGAAAAUGGGUUUUUUAACCGCAAGGAAAAGGAAAGAGUAUAUCUGCGAUUUAAUAUCGAACAACGGAAAUGGUUAGUAGACCUAUACACAAGUUGUCCAAUCAUUUACUUGGACGAAGCCAAAGCUGCAUUUGAGCGGCAUUUCCACAAAACCAUCAGCACUUCUUCUGUAAGUAGGAUUCUACAUGCCGAAGGACUCUCCUGGAAAGUGUUAGAAAGACGAGCAGUCCAAAUACGAAUACAGGACAUUUACAGAUUUGUAUCAGAUCUGGCCAUCGUAUCAUGGGAUAUUCACUGUUUAGUAUUCCUAGAUGAAGUAUCGUUCGAUAAUCGUGGAAUGCUCCGUAAUAAGGGUUAUGCACCAGUGGGAAAGAAGCUGGUAUAUCGAGGGGAGUUUAUUCGCCGUCCGCGUUGCUCUAUGCUAAGUUUCUUAGGAUACGAUGGAGUGCUUGAAACAUAUUCGACAGAAGGAACAUUCACCAGAGAUAAAUUUUUCAGUAAUGUCCGCGCUUUUGCAACCUCAGGGGUGGUGUUCCGCAACCCACACCGUGCAGGGAAAUACUCCGUUUGGAUUCUAGACGGAGCGCGAAUUCAUUGCCAUAAAUCGAUUGUAGAAUACCUCCGAUCGUUGGGAAUAAUAGUGGUGUUUCUACCCGCAUAUGCUCCGUUCUAUAAUCCCAUUGAGUUUUUAUUUGGGUAUUUAAAACAAUAUUUAAAACGAGUAUACGUUGAAAAUAGUAGAAAAGAUCUUACCGUUGUGAUCGCAGACGCUCUUCGACAUUUCAAAAAUUAUGAUUGCUCUAGAAUCUUUGCAAAAUGUGGAUAUUUACCUGGGGGACAAUUUGAUCCAAGUCUGGGUCUUGGCCAAGAUAUGAAGCAAUUCGGAUUCAAAAUAUGA
This is a messenger RNA of Armigeres subalbatus, 1211 nucleotides long. RefSeq lists its product as uncharacterized. The transcript has 2 exons. The record is from RefSeq and is a predicted model, not a curated record. Lineage: Eukaryota; Metazoa; Arthropoda; Insecta; Diptera; Culicidae. The coding region runs from base 153 to 1211 and encodes 352 amino acids. Gene Ontology annotation, molecular function: nucleic acid binding.